This is a messenger RNA of Chelonoidis abingdonii (Abingdon island giant tortoise), 667 nucleotides long. The record is from RefSeq and is a predicted model, not a curated record. NCBI's taxonomy places the organism in Eukaryota, Metazoa, Chordata, Testudines, Testudinidae.
GGCAAGGCAGGAGCACGGCACGUCGGGGCGCAGCGCUGCAAGGAACUGCACUACAUCCCCGAGAAAAUAGGUGCUCUUUAUGGCAUGUGGCUGGUAACUUUUUUCCUGCUGUACUCUUUGCAGAAAGCACACACUGAAGAUGUUGGAACCAGUCUCUACUUUGUGAACGACUCUAUCCAGCAGGUGACCUUCUCCAGCACAGUCGGGGUGGUGAUCCCCUGCCCUGCAGCAGGGUCACCCAGCGCCGCCCUUCGCUGGUACCUCGCCACAGGGGACGACAUCUAUGAUGUACCGCACAUCCGGCAUGUCCAUGCCAAUGGGACUUUGCAACUCUACCCCUUCUCGCCAUCAGCCUUCAAUAGCUUUAUCCACGACAAUGACUACUUCUGUACCGCGGAGAACUCGGCAGGCAAAAUCAGGAGCCCCAAUAUCCGCGUUAAAGCAGUUUUCAGGGAACCUUACACCGUCCGGGUGGAGGAUCAGAGGUCCAUGCGUGGAAACGUGGCUGUCUUCAAGUGCCUCAUCCCUUCUUCAGUGCAGGAAUAUGUUAGCGUUGUGUCCUGGGAGAAAGAUACUGUUUCAAUCAUCCCAGAGUGAAGACUGGAUUCGCUUCUACAAAAACAGGGUCUUUGUUUUGACUUCUUGUGACCCUUUGAUUCCAUCCUAA